CAAGCACAAAGGAAAAGAGCAAGAGUAGAAAAGGCGAAGAAGAAGAAGAGAGGGAGAGAGAGAGAGCAGGACAAUCCGAAGAUCAAAAUGCAUCCCAACUUCGCCGGCACCUGGAAGAUGAGGAGCAGUGAGAAUUUCGAUGAACUUCUGAAAGCUCUCGGUGUGAAUGCAAUGCUGCGUAAAGUGGCCGGCGCUGCAGCUGCCAAACCGCACGUUGAAAUCCGUCAGGACGGAGAGCAGUUUUACAUCAAGACCUCCACCACCGUACGCACCACCGAAAUCAACUUUACCGUCGGAGAGGAGUUUGAUGAGGAGACUGUGGACGGCAGGAAAUGUAAAAGCUUUCCCACAUGGGAGACAGAAAAUAAAAUCUACUGCAAACAGAGGCUGGUGAAUGGAGAUGGACCUGUGACGUACUGGAGCAGAGAGCUACGUGGAGAUGAACUCAUCUUGAUCUUUGGGGCCGAUGACGUGGUUUGUACGCGGAUUUACGUUCGAGAAUGAGGUUACAGCGGUUCCACAGAUGACCAUAAAUAACGCAACCCAACAUUCCUCCAUUUCACAUCCAAGAAAUAAAGCAUUCAUGCAUGUCAGAGUGUCACCAUGCAGUCUUGCAGUGCAUUGUGGGAUUGACUGCGAUCUGUAUAUUGCUCCAGUUCAAUAUCAUCCGUGACUGUUAUCUUCAUUCAAUUGAUUUCUGUCGCUCUUUCGUGUGCAAAUAUGUGUACUGCAAACAAAAACUGUAAUAAAAAUUAAAAACGAA
Molecule: messenger RNA, 763 nt
Organism: Paramisgurnus dabryanus
Lineage: Eukaryota; Metazoa; Chordata; Actinopteri; Cypriniformes; Cobitidae
Source: RefSeq, a predicted model, not a curated record